GACUACAAAUGCCUUUGAAAAGUCUAACUGAACCACAUAAAUAUAAAGAGAUUUCUAAUACAGAUUUCUAAUUUUGUUACUGCAGGUUAGGAACUGAAGUCUUCACAACUACCCCUAUGCGGAACAGAAAACUUGCUGUCAGAAAGAAAUGGCCAUGCAUGCAGUGAAUUUGUAUUCCAUAAUACUGCUUCUUUUAGUCAACAUUUCACAAGCAGAAGUAUUACAUGGCUAUAAAGACCAGUACAAUUUAAAAGUCGGAUGUACCUCAGUAAAUCGUGAAUAUCAAAUCAAUUCCCCUUUGAGGCAAAAACGUGAAGUAACAAAUCUUCAGGAAUAUGUUAUCCAUAUUGAGAUGUUUGUCAGUAUUCCAGAUGAGUCAUUUCUAGAUGGACUGAAGCAAUUCUUGAAGAACAUACCAUAUCCUCUUGAUGUUGGACAAAAUGUUAGUGUUACAGACGGGGUCCUUACAACAAUUUGCACUCAGAAUGGUGAACAAACACAAUGCAAGUGUGAAAACGAUUAUGCCUGGUCUUAUACAAUCUGCAACAAAUACAAAUCUUGCUCAGGAGAGUAUGUGAACACCUGUGAUUGCAUCGAAGUGGCUUCACCAUAUGGACUCUAUUGCCAGGCAAAGUCUUCUUUUGUUCUAAAAAUGACUUUUUCGAUGGAUAACGAAUUUGUACCUGCUCUAAAUAAUAAAUCAUCCCUGGAAUAUAAUCAGUACAAAAGUGACAUUGAAGAUGCACUAAUGCAGGGUUAUUCUGGAACUGUAAAGAGUGUUCAGACAGUAGCAGUCACAGGUUUCAGAAGCGGCAGUGUUAUUGUAGACUAUGAGGUAGCGACAACUGGGACAUUAUCAUCCUCCGACUUUCAGGCAGGAAACAACAAAAUAACAUCGGCUCUUCUUGAGAAAGGCUAUCAAGUUAAUCCAGCAUCUUUUACCGGAUUUGAAGGGUUCUGUAAUAACUCUGCCUACGGUGUUGGACAGGAUCUUGCCACAAUUGUAACCGCGUGCUCAGCACAAGAGAUUGGAAAUAUCACUGUACAAUGCAAAAAUGGGACUUGGAAUAUUAUAAGUAAGAAAUGUGUAUUAAAAGCAAUCAGUGACAUUCUCUCUGACGCUCAGAAACUGGAAAGCAGUUCAAAACCAGUAAUUACUGAGCUACCCAUCUUAAUUGAACAGCUAAAGAAUACUUCAACAUUGUUUAAAAACAAUAUAACUUUAUCAGCUGCAACCAUUUCCUCAGUGGUUGAUAUAUUGACAAUCUUUUCAAACGCUGCUAAAAAUAUCAUCAUUAGUGAGACUGAAUUGAAGGGAUUUAUUGAAACAGUGAACAAUAUAAUAGGAUCAGAAUCGAUACUAUCCUGGGAUGCCUUAAAUAAGCAGAAUGCUGAUAGCUCCAGCUCUCACUUACUGAAGUCAGUGGAACUUUUCGCCACGUCAUUCUCUACAAAUUCUUCCUUCAACCUAGAAACAAACAACAUUAAUUUGAAGGCGAUUAAAAUAACUAACAAAAACAGUGCAUACAAUGAGAGUUUUAAAUUUAAUAAUACAGUCGGUGGUAGUGUAUCUAUUCCUCCAUCAGAACUAAGCACUCUUCCUGUUAUCGUCAGCAUUGCUUACUUAAGUCUUUCAGACAUUCUCCCAGUCAGAAACCACACAACAAACGAAAAAGUAAACGGGAUUGUGUUGACGACAAUAGUGAAUAGCAUAGUUAAAAAUGUUUCCUUGGACUUUGAAAUGAAAAACACUUCUUUGGGCAAGCCUGAGUGUGUCUUUUGGAACUUUGAUCUCUUCAACAACACAGGAUCAUGGGAUACAUUUGGCUGUAGAUCAGUGGCAUCGGGAAAGAAUAACAUUCGUUGUCAGUGUGAACACUUGACUUCCUUUUCAAUCUUAAUGUCACCCGAAGAUAUACCGCACAAAGAUGAAACAUUAAGCUACAUUACUUAUAUUGGAUUGGGCAUCUCCAUAGGAAGCUUAUUCUUGUGCCUCCUUAUUGAAGCAAUUGUAUGGCAGAGUGUGAACAAAAAUAAGACCUCUUACAUUCGACACGUUUCAAUUGUGAACCUCGCUUUAUCUCUGUUGAUCGCUGAUAUAUGGUUCAUCAUAGGGACUAAGAUUGACGUCUCCACCCCAGCCUGCAGUGCAGCUACUUUUUUUACUCACUUUUUCUACCUGGCCUUAUUCUUCUGGAUGUUAACUUUAGCUAUUCUGCUUUUCUUCAGAGUAGUCCUGGUCUUCAAAGACCUAGGCAAGUCACAAAUGCUGGCAAUUGCAUUCUGCCUGGGCUAUGGCUGUCCACUUAUUAUUGCUGUUGUUUCGGUAGCUGUUACUGCCCCUGGGGGUAAUUACACAAGAACAGGGGCAUGCUGGCUCAACUGGGAUAACACCAUGGUCCUCCUUGCUUUUGUUAUACCUGCCCUUGUCAUAAUUACCAUCAAUUUCAUCAUUCUGAUUGUGGUAAUUGUCAAGAUGGUAAGACGAACUAUCGGAGACAUGUCUAGGGCUGAAGAAACAAGCACCUUAAAAGUAGUUGCUAGAUGCAUCGCCAUCUUAACACCAUUUCUGGGUCUUACCUGGGGAUUUGGAAUUGGAACAUUGCUUGCACCUUGCAGCAUGGGAAUCCUUGUUGUGUUCGCAGUGCUCAAUUCAUUUCAGGGAUUCUUUGUUCUAGUCUUUGGAACACUGUUGGACAGUAAGAUACGAGAUGCACUGCUGAAGAAAUUUUCAUUAUCAAGAUACAGCUCUCAACAAACAAACACAACCAGUGGUAUUUCGAGUGAUAGAUAUAAUAUCUUUGGCAAAAAAAAAAUCCACAGACUGCAUGAAGUCUCAAGCUCAAGUGAUUCUACAUUAAAUAUUGGAUUAUAUUCUAAGUUAACUGAAAAUAAUUAAAUAUAUUAAUUGAGCAAUAGCUUUAAAUGUAAAGACACUUUCACUAAAUACUGUGCAUACUUUAAUGCUAACUUAUGGGAUAUGCAUUAACUAGAGCCUUACAUUUUAACUGUAAUGUUACUUUGAACUACUGUACAAAAACAUGUUCUUACAAUAAAAAGAAAAAAGACAGUUAUUAUUUACACAGUAAAACUUGAUUAUUACCAAAAAAUGACACAGUAAUUACAUGGUUAUUUGUGCACUGUAAUCUAAAGUGCUACGAAGUUAUAAUAUUGUAUUCCUUAUUGAUUGCCUUUGUAGCAUCAGAGUGAGUCAUAAUAUAAUUCUGUGUAUGAAAUUAACAGAAUUGAAAUAUAUAAAAGGGGGGGUCCUAAGCCAUUUUCUGUGUCUACUUGGUUUCUGGUCAAAAAACUCCCCCACAGACAAAGAAUGCUUUUAAAAAGGGUUGUAAACUAAAUGCUGGACUAGUGUUUUGUCUUUCACCAUCUCUGAAUAAAUCCUUUGGCGCCAUCAGUGUCUUUCAAAAGGUGAAAUCAGACGAUUUUGGAACGCUGAGCGAGAACAGUACCCCUCAUAAUACAGCCGACGGGGUGAAGCCACGGACCAAUUGAGAACAAUGGGCUAUCUAGGAAUGAGAAGAACCUAGGGCUUGAAUUUCAGCACAGGAUCGUGGGAAUCGCGCAUUUUCCAAAUUGCUCCUGCAUAUCUGCAACUUUCAGUGCGGGAAAAUGGUGUAGAGAUAUUUGAAGACACCAAGCUACUGUAUUUUCUACCCAAUUUAGAAUGCCUGAAACUCUAAAACUAUCUAAGGAGUGGGUGUCAAUGACGAAAGCACUAUGAGCACAUUCAGAGUAGUUCUAGUUAAAAGAAAUGGAGCAGUCUCACACUGAUGAGCAGCUGUUAGUUAAUCUGAAAGCAGCUUAUUUUAAAGAAACACCAGUGUGAAUGAUGAUGCAGUAAAACAUUGUAUAUAUAAAACUCGCCAGCACACAAAAAUGAAAUUCAAGCCCUGCAAUCAGUGGGAAACACCCCACGUUGACUCCGAAACAGCCCAAAAUAAACAAACUAACUAAUCACAGGGUGGAAGUGAGAAUAACAAAAGUAGCCGCGAGACUUUCAAAAGAUAUGUUUCCCAUAUGACGCGCUUCCCACACUAAGCAAGCUCCCCACACUAAGCAAGCUCCACACAGGAGAAACAGGUUCCCCGUAGGAGAAACGGCACACUUCCCAGUCAGUGUGCUCCACAGGCAAGUGCUCCAGUCAAGACCUAAGGCUCCACAGAGAAAUAAGUCUCUGAGAUUUGACAAUCAGGAGAAGUGCUUCUGAGGGGAAGUGGUGAGUUCUGAAAUGAAAACUAAACUACUCUGAAGAAAGUUUCUGAAGUCAUGGGAGCAUAAUUGCUCGAAUUCACGGAAGGCAAGGAAGAACCAAUGUUCUGAAGAAUGGCUAAAAUCAGCUUGAAGAGAGCCGUAGCACUUUGCCCUAGGAGAGACUAAAACAGUAAACGAGAUACUGCUUUAAUCUGAAAGCAGGUCUUGGUUUCCACAUAGCUGCACAAAACAGUUGGAAGCAUAGCCAGCAGCUGGGCCUAAGGUCAUGUACUAGUCAUACAGAAG
Messenger RNA from Polyodon spathula (Mississippi paddlefish), 4515 nucleotides. Its product is annotated as adhesion G-protein coupled receptor F1-like. Gene Ontology annotation, biological process: cell surface receptor signaling pathway; G protein-coupled receptor signaling pathway. The record is from RefSeq and is a predicted model, not a curated record. NCBI's taxonomy places the organism in Eukaryota, Metazoa, Chordata, Actinopteri, Acipenseriformes, Polyodontidae. Gene Ontology annotation, molecular function: G protein-coupled receptor activity. The transcript has 15 exons. Gene Ontology annotation, cellular component: membrane. The coding region runs from base 149 to 2899 and encodes 916 amino acids.